CACACCUGCCUUCUUAAGGAGCUCCAGGAUCUUCAUUCAACGCCAGUCCGUUGCCCCUGAUGGUGCAUAUUUGGCCUCACGUCAAGUUCAUGCUUUGUUGCCUUGCCUUAAGCCAAGUAGUUAACAUAUGCUGUCUUACCUGUCUCCAGGAAACCUCAGCCACGAGUGGUCACCCGCAGCAGCCGUAAUCCGGACUCCUCUUCUGGUCUGUUCCCUCCAUCCUCACCACGAGCCUCUGCCGAACCAGCUGCCUCACGAGACGGACCCACGCUGCCGACUCCAGACCCGAACGAGCAGUUCCACCAGUGACGCCACGAGCCGCAGUUACAUUCUCGGACCUCCAGUAACAGUUACCUACCUGUCUGGCCAUAAUAUUAAAUCUACCUUCUCGCCAAGACAUCUCUGUCCUGUGUCUCAUUCCGGGUUUCAGCAUCUGGGUCUCAGUCGUUCUAUAGUCAUGACAGAACGGACUGGCCAUAAUCCCGACCCAGCUGACCCGGAGGGACUCAGAUUAGUCGUAUCCCAGCAAGGCAUAAUGCUUGGACGCCAGGCCGACGCCCUAUCCCAGAUGGCCGCGGCCCAACAGGACCUUUUUCAUCGCCUGGACGGUUUGAAACAGACAUUGAACAAUUUAACCGGACAUUUUUCCCAUGUUCCAACAGAUACGGCUCAAGCUACGGCUAACUCGGCUACUUCCGUUUCCGGAUCACCCUCCGCUCACGAAAACAUCCGGCUGCAACCGGAACCAUUUACUGAUGACGUCGAAGCCUGCGGAGGAUUCCUCCUCCAAUGCGAGCUGAUUUACCAACAAGCCCCCCGUCAUUAUCAGUCGGAUCACAGUAAAAUAUCACUGAUCGUCAACUCUCUACGCAAUAAAGCCCUCCAGUGGGCCCAGGCUUUCCUCUCCUCCAAUCCCAUAAGCCACCUCACUUAUGAACGUUUCCUCAGAGAGUUCCAGUUAAUUUUCGACCAACCACGCAAACAGGAUGAAGCAACCCGUCGGUUACUCGCGCUCAGGCAGCGUAACCGCUCGCCCCUCUAGACCUCCAGACGAGCCUAUGCAGGUUGGACACUCUCGACUGUCUGAAGAGGAACGCCGCAGACGGCGCAUGGAGGGGGCCUGUUUCUAUUGCGGAGCAAAGGGCCACAUUGUCAUCUCCUGCCCGCUUCGUUUAAACACCCGAACCCCUCGCUAGGAGACAGGCUGCGAGGGGUAACAAACAUCUACCUGGCCGAACCCCUGGAGACCCCCAUCGAGGCUUCCGGUUUAGGCGGUCAACUCUUAUCCCGCAUCACCCACCGCACCAAACCCAUCCUGCUCAUUACUUCAGGCAACCAUCGAAACCUCAGCCACGAGUGGUCACCCACAGCAGCCGUAAUCCGGACUCCUCUUCUGGUCUGUUCCCUCCAUCCUCACCACGAGCCUCUGCCGAACCAGCUGCUUCACGAGACGGACCCACGCUGCCGACUCCAGACCCAAACGAGCAGUUCCACCAGUGACGCCACGAGCCGCAGUUACAUUCUCGGACCUCCAGUAACAGUUACCUACCUGUCUGGCCAUAAUAUUAAAUCUACCUUCUCGCCAAGACAUCUCUGUCCUGUGUCUCAUUCCGGGUUUCAGCAUCUGGGUCUCAGUCGUUCUAUAGU
Oryzias latipes (Japanese medaka) is the source of this 1647-nucleotide messenger RNA. NCBI's taxonomy places the organism in Eukaryota, Metazoa, Chordata, Actinopteri, Beloniformes, Adrianichthyidae. The record is from RefSeq and is a predicted model, not a curated record.